ACACUACACCACAAACAGAACCAGGAAGCUCCUUUCUAGAAAAACGAAACUCAGAAAGUUUGUUUUCUAAGUGAGUGUUUGAGUUCAGGAAAAUGGCAGAAGCCAGUAUUUCAGUAGCUCAGGAUCAGUUCACUUGUCCAGUGUGUCUGGAUCUCCUGAAGGAUCCAGUGACUACUCCUUGUGGCCACAAUUUCUGUAAGGUGUGUAUUAAUGGCUUCUGGGAUAAGGAGGGUGUGAAGGGAGUCUACAGCUGCCCCCAGUGUAGAGAGACUUUCACUCCAAGGCCUGUUCUACGCAGGAACAACAUGCUGGCUGAAGUUGUGGAGAAACAAAAUAAGACUGAACUCCAAGCUGCUUCUCCUGCUCACUGUUACGCUGGACCUGGAGAUGUGAAGUGUGAUUCCUGCAUUGGGAGAAAACGCAAAGCCAUUAAUUCCUGUCUGGUAUGUAAGGCUUCCUAUUGUGAAGAUCAUCUUCAACCUCACUAUCAGUCUCCUGCCUUUAAGAAGCACAAGUUAGUGGAAGCCUGUGCAGAGCUCCAAGAGAAGAUCUGCUCUCAACAUGACAAAGCGAUCGAGAUCUACUGUCGUACUGACCAAAGCUUCAUCUGUUUUUUGUGUACGAUGGAUGAGCACAAAGGCCAUGAUAUGGUUUCAACUAAAGCAGAAAGAACUGAAAAACAGAAUGAACUAAAGGAGGAGCAGAUGAAAUCCCAGAAGAGGAUCCAGGAGAAGCAGAAGAAGGUGCACGAGGUGAAACAGACUGUGGACACUAUUAAGAUGCGUUCACAGGCAGCAGUAGAUGACAGUGAGAGGAUCUUUACUCAGCUGAUCAGCUCCAUGGAGAAAAGGCGCUCGGAGGUGAAGGAGCUGAUCAGAGCUCAGGAGGAAGCUGAACUGAGUCGAGUUGAACGACUCCUGAAGCAACUGGAGCAGGAGAUUGCUGAUCUUAAGAGGAGAGUCACUAAGCUGGAGCAGCUUUCACACACACACGAUCACAUCCACUUCCUCCAGAGUUUCCCUUCUCUCUGUGUUUCUCCUGGAUGUGAGGACUCACCCAGCAUCACUGUCAAUCAACAUCUCUCAUUUGAUGGAGUGAGGAAAUCUCUCUCAGAUCUGAAAAAACAAGUCGAGGAAAUCUGUGAGAAGGAAUUCAACAAAAUCCGUCCACAAGCUGCAGCAGUUCAGAUAUUACCUUCACAACUGAAAAGCAACGAGGGUUUUCUGCAGUAUUUCUAUUAUCUGACUCUGGAUCCAAACACAGCAAAUCCUGCCCUUAUUCUGUCUGAGAAUAACAGAGUGGUGACACACACUAGAACACAACAGCAGUACUCUGAUCAUCGAGAGAGAUUUGACCACUGGCCUCAGGUGUUGUGUAAGGAGAGUGUGUAUGGACGCCGUUACUGGGAGGUGGAGUGGAACGGUGAUGUGUCCAUAGCAGUCUCAUAUAAAGAGAUCAGGAGGAAAGGAGAGGGUUUUGAGUGUUUAUUUGGAUUCAACAGUCAGUCCUGGACUCUGCUGUGUUCUUCCUCCUCUGUCUGUUUCCGGCACAACAAAAUUAAAUCUGAGCUCCAAGGUCCAGCGUCGUCCAGAAUAGGAGUGUAUGUGGAUCACGGUGCAGGAACUCUGUCCUUCUACAGCGUCUCUGAAACGAUGAGGCUCCUCCACACAGUCCACACCACAUUCACUCAGCCUCUAUAUGCUGGAUUCUGUGUAGGUAAUAACUCAACUGUCAGGUUAUGUGACUCAGAAUGAAAUGUUAGUAAAAGAGUUUACAAAAAAUUAUAACUGAGGUGUCAGAUUUAAUUUCACCUUGUAAACUUACUGUAAACAUUCUGCUACAUGCGUGAUGACAUCCUUGACAUACUACUUGGUAGUAUGCAUAUAGUACACAUAACAUAUAUUGACACAUACAACAUAUAAACAGCUUACCGUAUUCAGUGUGAUGGUUGAGUCUGUUUCUGAGAGCACAUCAUGCCAAAGUGUGGUUCAAUACCCAAUACAGCUAACCGUAAAUCAUCUUCCACUGUCAAUAAGCAUGAGCAGUAAAGCAUGAGCAGGAGAUAUGUUUGUUCAUUGUCACUGGCAAACAUAUCCCCAAACAUAGUUCUACAGAUGGCCAUUGCUGUUGGAUGAAUGAGGCUCUAUGCAAUUGUGUGAGGCUUUUUGGCUUUGGCAACUAAAUACACCACCUCAUAUGAAGCAGUAAAUGCCUUGACUGUCACUGGGGUUUUUCUGGUCAUCGUUUGUUUUUGGUUUGUUAAGCCUGAUUCUUUAUGGCGAAAAAAAAAAUCAACUGGCUUAUGUUUGAAUGUCAGGUGUUUGGUUUGCAAGUGUCUUAUCAGUUUCACAGGUUUCAAACUGUCAUUUGCAAGGACUUCAGAACAUACAACACACUGUGGUCGUGGUUCCUUAUUUAGUGUGAUGCAUGCGAAUCCAUAUUUUAUGUACUAUUUGUCAUAAUUCCGUUGUUUUGAUGCACCCAGGCCUUUGGUUUUUGCAGCUAUCCUCACUUGUGUGGAAAGCCCUGCUGACGUGGGGGGUUCAUCGCCAUCACUGGGGUGAUGAUCAGCAUGCUAGAUCAGCAUACCAGCAUAACGAAUUAAAUUCACUAAUUUUCUCAUGAAAAUUAGGGCUGUCACCAUCAAUUAUUUUGAUAAUCUAUUAUUUGACUCUUUUCUUUAAUACUAAUUGAGUAGUCAAUAUCAGAUGGAGUCUUAAAACCUACUUGUACAGACAAUUUUUAACUUUUUAAUUUUUUUUAUAGAUAAAUCGUACAUAUAAGUUACUGUAUUUUUUUUUAAAUGUAUAGACAAAUUACACUUUUUUAUAUAUAAUGUAUGACUUUCCUGAACAAAAAUACUACAGUAUCUGUGUCAUUACUGUUUCUUGCUGUAGGAGAGACAAGAAAGAGUAAUUUUAAAAAUUCAUAAUCUCAGUUUAAAAUAAAUGUAUUAAAUCCUUAUUAAAUACUUUGAUUUGCUAAAGCUAACUUAAAAUCAUCCAUUAAAAUGUAGGCUGUAAUAUAUUUUAAUGGAUGAUGUUGCAAUGUAAAAAAAAAAUUUGCAAUUUCAUAAUAGUAACUUAUUUUUGUCAGCGAUGGUUAGAGUAUCAAAAAUAGUUACUCUAGUAAAAGUACCAUUACUAAGAAAAAAAUACUUAAAAAGUAAAAAUAAAAGUUCAUCCAAAUACCUACUUUAUGUGCAUUUGGGCCAUGACACACAGAGGAAGAUCAUAGGUGAACACGGCACAUAGAGAUGUCCUCCAUCCCAGUCCUCACACAAGCUAACUACUGUUAUGCGUGUGUGUUAUGUGUGUGUGUUAUGUGUUAUGCGUCAAGUGAAAACUGAUUGGUUGGUGGGGAGGUGUGUCUGAUUGUGAAUAUGGAAAUCAGAGUAAUACUGUGUAUUAAGUGUAAACAAUAAAAUGCCAAACAAUAAAGUGUAAAUGAUAAAAAUUUUCCCUUGUCACAUCCAGUAUUUUAGAUCCUCUAUAGACAAGCUUGUGCUCCAAAACUGCUAUCUGAAAGCGUAGUCUGUUAAAAAUUUUUAAAAACAGCUCACAACAGGAAUAGAGGAAAAAUGUUCUA
This is a messenger RNA of Pangasianodon hypophthalmus (striped catfish), 3588 nucleotides long. RefSeq names its product tripartite motif-containing protein 16. The record is from RefSeq and is a predicted model, not a curated record. Gene Ontology annotation, molecular function: protein binding; zinc ion binding. The coding region runs from base 93 to 1754 and encodes 553 amino acids. Lineage: Eukaryota; Metazoa; Chordata; Actinopteri; Siluriformes; Pangasiidae. The transcript has 6 exons.